Molecule: messenger RNA, 2202 nt
Organism: Nematolebias whitei (Rio pearlfish)
Lineage: Eukaryota; Metazoa; Chordata; Actinopteri; Cyprinodontiformes; Rivulidae
Gene: gclc
Product: glutamate-cysteine ligase, catalytic subunit
Exons: 16
Coding region: 237-2129 (630 amino acids)
Biological process (GO): glutathione biosynthetic process
Cellular component (GO): glutamate-cysteine ligase complex
Molecular function (GO): glutamate-cysteine ligase activity
Source: RefSeq, a predicted model, not a curated record
CAAGUGAGCAGGGGCCUGUCUCCUCAAAUGCUCAGCUAACGGUACCAACCGAGGACGCCGACAGCACCGAGGGACUACAUCCCACAGAGACUAAACUCUGCCGAGUUUGUUGGAUCUGGACUUUUGCCGGGACAACUAGCUCGGUAGCUAACCCUGUGGCGCAUUAUUUUGCAGCUUCAAAGCAGCCGGCGGCGGGACACGCUCAGACCCAGCAGGGCAAAACUUAAGUGUGCGCGAUGGGGCUGCUGUCACAGGGAUCUCCACUGAACUGGGAAGAAACCAAGAAAUAUGCCGACCACAUCCGAAAGCACGGCAUCAUCCAGUUCGUCAACAUCUACAAUAAGGUUAAGGAGCGCCAGAAAGAUGUGCUGAAAUGGGGAGAUGAGGUUGAGUACAUGCUGGUGGAGCUGGACGACAAGGAUGAAAAGGUUCGACUUGUGUUGAACAGCGACGACGUUUUGGAAACUCUUCAGGAAAAGGGUGAAAAAAUAAACCCCAAUCAUCCCACGCUUUGGAGACCAGAAUAUAGCCGUUACAUGAUUGAGGGAACUCCUGGGCAGCCGUACGGUGGGACCAUGUCAGAGUUCAACACUGUGGAGAGCAACAUGAGGAAGAGACGUCAGGAGGCGUCAUCUGUCCUGAACCAGAAUGAAACCCUCUGCACCAUCACCUCGUUUCCAAGGUUAGGUUGCCCAGGUUUCACCCAACCAGAGUAUCGGCCGACUCCUGUUGAAAAAGGAGUUUCAAAGUCGCUGUUUUUCCCAGAUGAAGCAAUCGGCGCACACCCAAGAUUCAGCACUCUCACAAGAAACAUACGUCAUCGAAGAGGCGAGAAGGUUGUGAUAAAUGUGCCAAUCUUCCAAGAUGUGCGCACCCUCAAUCCAUUUGUGGAGAAGUUCCCUGAAGAUGAUGGCGAAGCAGCAAGAGCGUCUCUGCCCAACCACAUCUACAUGGACUGCAUGGGCUUCGGCAUGGGCAACUGCUGUCUUCAGGUGACAUUCCAGGCUUGCAGCAUCGAUGAGGCAAGAUACCUUUAUGACCAACUAGCACCAAUUUGCCCCAUUGUGAUGGCCUUGAGUGCAGCGUCUCCUUUCUACAGAGGCUACGUGUCGGACAUCGAUUGCCGCUGGGGAGUUAUUUCCGCCUCAGUGGAUGACCGGACUCAUGAGGAGCGUGGACUGAAGCCUUUGAAAAACAACAAAUACAGGAUUUUUAAGUCCAGAUAUGACUCAAUUGACAGCUACUUGUCCUGCUGCGGUGAGAAGUACAACGACAUCGAUUUGAUAAUAGACAAGGAGAUCUACCAGCAGCUGCUUGGUGCAGGGAUUGACAAGCUUCUGGCUCAACACGUAGCUCACCUCUUCAUACGAGACCCGCUCUCCGUCUUUGAGGAGAAAAUACAUUUGGAUGAUGAAAAUGAAUCGGAUCACUUUGAGAAUCUUCAGUCAACCAACUGGCAAACGAUGAGGUUUAAACCCCCACCUCCGAACUCUGAGAUAGGCUGGAGAGUUGAGUUUCGCCCCAUGGAGGUGCAGCUGACGGACUUUGAAAAUGCUGCGUAUGUGGUGUUUGUCGUGCUGCUCACCAGAGUGAUCCUGUCUUACAAACUGGACUUCUUAAUCCCUUUGUCAAAGGUUGAUGAAAACAUGAAGAUGGCGCAGAAGAGAAAUGCUGUCAUGGAGGGAAUGUUUUACUUCAGGAAAGACAUCUUUAAAGGUUGCAACCCGGUCCUCGAUGGCGCCGCUUCUGCUCAGAACGGCUUGGGAACCAAUUGUGGAAACGAGGAGUACACACUGAUGAGUAUAGACACAAUCAUCAACGGAAAGGAGGGAGUAUUUCAGGGGCUAAUCCCAAUUCUCAACUGCUAUCUGGAAAACAUGGAGGUGGACGUGGACACCAGAUGCACCAUUUUGAAUUAUCUAAAGCUCAUCAAGAAGCGUGCCUCAGGCGAACUGAUGACCAUGGCCAAGUGGAUGAGGGAGUUUGUGGCAAAGCAUCCAGAAUAUAAGCGGGACAGCGUCAUAACCGACAAGAUCAACUACGAUCUGUUCAAAAAGUGUGACAGGAUUGCAAGAGGCGAGGAGCAGUGCCCCGAGCUUUUUGGGAACCCAGUUAACCGGGUGGAAUGAGACGCACAGCAGAAAUGCUUCAUGAUUUUUUUUAUUCGCAUGUAAGACAACGACCAAAUGAAAGAGGUCCAAU